UAUUUGGGCUGGAAUUGACGAACAAUCAAUACCAAUAUUAGUCUUUAUUAGUGUCGAAUAUAAAUCGAAAUGGGGCGUGGCCAAGUGGUAAGGCAACGGGUUUUGGUCCCGCUAUUCGGAGGUUCGAAUCCUUCCGUCCCAGAGCAUAUCCAUUCUAUUAGAAUAAAGAUUGUGUUUUUGAAAAACUUUCUGUUUAAAGAUCUAAUAUUGGGUCGAAUGUGAUUCUUGUUUCUUAUUUUUAAUGAUUCUUCUCUGAAUCAUAUCUUUUUUUUUCACAAACUGGAAUCUAGUUUAAAUGACACGCAAAUAUAACUGAAUCUAUCUGUAAUCCGGGUAAAAUGGGAAUAUAGAUCACAAGAGUUUGAAUUCAAAAAAGUUGGGCGGGCUUUUCAUCAUAUGCUCAGUCCCUUCAUAUUGAAGGAAGCUGGUUACUUCGAAAAACCUUACGCCCGUAUCGAAUUGAAUUUUCAAUGAUGCAUUUUGAAUUGAAAUGCGAAAGAAAAGCUCCUAUAUUCCCUAUCUCUUAUUCUCUAUCCUUUCAAUGAGAGGGCCCCGGUUAUUAAUUCUCUGUAAAUCUCCGAAUUCUAAGGAUCUCUUGAAUUCUAAACAAGAGGGAGUUCUUGGUACUAAUUGAAUUCAAUCAAUGGGAUUAAGUUUCUUAAGACUGGGUUAGGAUAGAAUAAAAAAUAGGAGCAAGGACUUAAUCCGGACUUGUUUGGUUUUGGACCUAUACAAGAUAGUUAGCAUCCUAUUUUAUCAGCUGCUUUUUUUAUUUAUGACUCAUCAUCCUCCUAGAAUUGGGGGAGUAGAUAGGAGUUAAUUAGUAACGGAAGAUAUGAAUUUCAAUAUCUGUGUUUGCCCGAAUCUCAUUAACAAACAAUCAAGUUACAUAUGUAACUGGGGGAUUUUCUUUGAACCCAGUUUUUAGGUAUUUCUUUUUUGGCUAUAAUGAAUAAUUGUAAAUAGAUAUUCAGACCGGGCCGAUUCAGCCAUUUUAUUCACUUUAUUUUAUGGCAAGAUUACAGAAAGAUUACUACUACUACACUUCAAGUCAAACAAAAUAUAAAAAUGCAUAUAAAAUGAGGAAAUGUUUAGCUUAUAUGUAUUGUUAUCGUUCUAUUUCAGUGACAACGGCCUUUCGAUUUUUAUGAAAAAAUUAGUGACAAUUGUUCAGUCUAUCUGAUAGAUAUGAAACCCCCUAUUCGUUCGAUUCUGAUUUUAUCACUCAGAUGAAAGAAUAAGGACUUAAAUCUUCCCUUACAUAAGUCUUUUUUAUCCAUCUCAAAAAAAAGAAAUUGGAUUUUUUGUUUGAUCUAUCUAUCCGCGCUUGAAAUCAUUGAUGAUUCAAUUCGAAAUGAAACAGAAAUUUAUCUAUCUUGUGGUGAUCAAAUGCAGCCCUUACUGUAAAAUUGGAUUCAAAUAAUGUGUCAAAGUGGGAAACUUUUUCAAUUAUAACUAUUUUUAAACCAUUUUUAAUGAUUCCGGAGGAGUUGAAUCUUUGGUACUUGAAGAAGCGUAAGAUUGAUAAAUCUAUCCUAUUGAGUCACUUGAAGAUGCAAAUUAAAAAAAACUUCUUUUUUCGUCUUAUUUAUGUUUUUUUUUAUAAAAAAAUGUUGUAUUCAUACAAUAAAAUAUGGAGUUAAGUUGCAUUUUUGUUGAGAUUCCUUCAGAAAAAUAUCUACCCAUCUAUAUAGAAGAGAAAAAUCUAGAUUACUAUGGACCGACUGAACCAAUGACUAUUCAUGAUUCCAUAAUUGAAUAUUGAAUCAUUUCCAUACCGGUUCCAAUUUAGAGGAAUGUUAUGGUAAAACUUCGUUUGAAACGAUGUGGUAGAAAGCAACGGGCCGUCUAUCGAAUCGUUGCAAUUGAUGUUCGAUCCCGAAGAGAGGGAAGAGAUCUUCGGAAAGUGGGUUUUUAUGAUCCGAUAAAGAAUCAAACUUAUUUAAAUGUUCCUGCUAUUCUAUACUUCCUUGAAAAAGGCGCUCAACCUACAACCUAUUGAUCAUCCAAGAAUAGGUUUUGCUCUAUUGCAACCUGUUCAUUGAAUCUCUUUUCUUUUCUUUGUUCUUUCUUCCUAUCCGUACUUAUAAGAGAAACCACGCUCUGAACUUCAAUCAAUGCUUGGUAGGCUUGCGUGGCAGUCUUCUAGUCUGAAUCCAUCUGCUUUUUGCCGAAGGGUUGGCCGAUAGGGCGGAUGGAUCCAGAGCGAAAACGAGGAAUUGGUCUUGCAUGAUCGGCGAGGAACUACUUAAAUAGGGUUGUCCACUUUUCCAUUUUUGGAUCCUCUCCUUGCUUCUAAUGAAAUAGGAACGAUAGGCUGAGCUCUUCACACAGGUAAAUAGUUCCCCCUAUUGAUCUUGCCGGAGCGGUUCGGUACGCAGGAGUGGCUCGGACACAAGCCUGCCCCAGAUUCAAGGAGAAAACUCUUCUUUUGACUGGGAAUUUCGUAUGUAGAAAGGAGUGAUCGAGAACCUGAGACCUCAGUGCCUUCUUUUGAUCUUGCUUUUGUUCCCGUACAACUUGACUACCAAUACCAAGCCCAGCAAGGCUUACGUCAAACCGGGACAGAGAGAGCAGCGGCUCUCGGAUCCCAACCAAGUGAGAUUCUCCUAUAGAAAGCAAAUCAAACCCUUCUAUGGGUAAUUGCCUAUAUAGUCUAAUUGGGGAAACUAGCUCUUUGCUUCUGCUCAAGAAAGCACGCGCACUCUAUUUGAAAGGAAUGGUCUAGGGGCAACAACCCUACUUUACACAAGAAACGGGAGGUCUCAACGAGCCUCAUCUUUCAAUGCCGAAUGCGAAGGUUACCCCCUAGAAGUCAGAUUGGAAUGAGCGAAAUAGCCUGUGAAGUGCCACAGAAUGAGAAAUGGAUCUGUUUUAAUCGCACUUUUUCUGUAUAUUUGUGGGAGAGUCAUCUCAUCUCUUCGAGUCCUCGAUACGAUGUGCUUUGAGCGCGUAAAAGGGAAAACCUCUUCAAUGGCUCUGCAACUCAUCUUUCCAAUUCAUUUGAAGUAAAGGCUACGAGCGAAAAACAACGCAAAAUGGAGAAAGAUUCGCUACUCAUUUGAUCUCUUCUUUUCUUAUUCUUUACUUGCAAGUUUGAUAGUACUUAGCCAGCCAGGGGGAGUCGAGAGACCGUGCUCGGAGUUCAAACUCUUUUCUAACGAUGCGAGAUGAUGCGGCAGAUUGGUUAUGCUACUUCUUUUCCGACCCUUACUGUCGGUGGCAUUAAGGAGGAGCGGAGCUUAAAAGAACCGGAGCUGGAAGAACUCUUCCAAAAAAGAUCCCACUGGAGCAGGAACCAGAUCUUGCGACUUGCCUUAUGGAUCAAGAUACGAUUCUUCCCCUACUAGAAUCAAAGAAAUAUGAUCCUUCAUUCACACGUACCGGAACCUCUCAAAGCCAAUCUCUCGUCUUUGAGUUGCGAAGCCGAACCAAGAUUCUUUCUCAUUGAUCGGUGCAUGAAGAGGUAUUACGCGGUAUUGUCGACCAACCAAUCAGCUUAAAUGCAGCCAAGUUCACACGCCGUGAAAAGAAGCUAAAUCCAUCACUAACUUGUCAUUAGAUUCCUGUGGAAGCACUAUUUCGUAAGAGGAUCCCCCAGAUAACGUCUUUCGUAGUGACAACUUCGAUAGCGAAACACUUUUCAUUCUCUUUCUUUGCUGUUGCUCCAUCGUGUCACCUUUUGAGGAAUCUUCCACUAUCCUUUUCUUUUGUUUUUCCGCAGUGGAGUCAUCGUAAUGAAAGUGAAAAGCUCAUUUUUCUUCAUCCUCUCUACCGAACUUCCUAAUCAUUUCGUUUAGGAGUCGGUUUAGGAGUUGAUGUCGGACCGGAUUUAGCAGUUGGUGGAGAAGUCGAACAUGAAGAAACUUAGGUGUACAUAGGAUGCACUUGAUUGCAAUUAGAUGGCCUCAUAAAAGGCUUCAAAACCGAAGAUUCACCCCGAAAUAGAGAAGAACACGGGAGAGGGAUCUAAAGUGGCUUAAAGCUCGCUAGAAUUGCCAUAGAAGAGCACUUUUUUCUUGUUGUGUUCGAGACUUCUUCUAUUGCUCAGAAGAUCCAAUCUUCCAAUAUGCUUGCUUUAGGACCAUUAACCGAAAAGUGCAUUCUCAUAUAGCUGUGAAAGCUUAGAAAUGGAGGAAGAAGGGGUAGAACCCUCUAACGUAGGGGCAAGGAAUCAUCAAGUUUAGUGGAGUCAGCAAUGAUAGGUAGAGUUUAGGACCUUCGCUCGAGAGGGUUGACUAGGUGUGUGUAGACGCAAAAAGAAAAGAAUGAACAAAAGACCCCGCUAGCGUAGAAGGAAUUGCUCUUGUAACAUCCGGAAGAAACCAUUCUUACACUUGUCUACCGCCCCAGUAUCCCUUGCCUGAAUAAGGUAAGAUCUGAAGUCGCUUGACUUCACGUAUUGAGUAGUUUACUUAAAGUAGCCUCUCUUGCCUAGCUGUCUUCCCACGAGGUAUUUGAAAAAGUAAAACAAAACACGUUCUAUAUUGAGAUUGACUCACGUUGACACAAUGAUUUCCAGCCUUGAGUCAUCAUGGAAGUGAUCGGUUCAAGAAGAUUUCGCAGAAAAAGAUUCAGUGUCUUACUCAUUCCUUAUUGAUAAGAAUGGUUGCUUUAACCGUCUGAAAAGACUAGAACUAAGGGUCCACUCUUUGGGCUUCGCUUGACCCAAGCCAACAACCCCUCUCUGCCUUCGAUCGGGGUUCACUCCUAGCUCCUUGCCUCAAUUCCUUAUCCCAUUUUUCCUCUAUCAGAGAACGUUAGCAUAUUUCGGUAUGCCACGAAGCAAGGGAUUGAGCUGCGCACCGUUGUUUUGUCUAGCCCUGGUGCCCACAAAAGUCUGAAAUUUAGCGAAAUAGCAACCUCUUCAUUAGAAGACCCCAUGGCAGGUUAUCUUAGCAGCGACAGAGCACCCUCGUUAGGAAAGCAAGGUCACAUACGGAAUACCUGUGCGUGCGUCUCAUUCGGUUGUUGAAGACCUAUUUCCUGUGCUAGCUUCUUGUCUGACCUCUGAUGGAUCUUUGUAGCAGGAAAUGUCCCGAUUCGAUCGAGAUCAUAACUAGCUCCCUAUCACAAUUCCGAAAAGUCAUCUAUAUUGUCAACUGGCAUUGGAUCAACGGAUGGUGGUGCAACUAGCGCUUUGCUACUGAAGCUACUACAUACAAGGGGUUCAGCAAUCAGUAGUGCUGCUAUCUUUCGGAAAGGGAGGUAGUUGUGUCAAUUCUUUCUCCAUCUGCUUUCUUUUUGUUACUACUGCCUACUAUACAUCGUUGAGCCCGUGUCAUACUGCUAGAUCUCCUAUUCGUUCCGGGACAAGAGAAACUCGUGGCUGUCAGCAUCACGAACAUAAGGGGCUGGGUAUCACUAUGGAUACGAAUCUCCAACUGUGCUCGAUUGACAUCUGCAUCUGCGGGCACGUCAUCUACAACUCGCUCUGUGUCUUGAUCAUAUGCUGCUGACUAAGCAAUAGAAACUGGAACUGUUGCUACUAGGUCAACUGAGUCAAGUAAAUCCAUUCAGUCAACUAAGUCAAAUGAUUCUUAUAGUUCAAGCCUCUAAUCUUGAUCAACGGUGUGGUAAUGUUGGUAAUUAGACCAAAUUCUGCAAUCUCCCUGUCUUUUUUCUAACUAAAGACUAGGGGGGAAACCUCUCGAGUAUCUAUCGCGAGCCUUAUUGAGAAGCGGAUAGACUGAGUUGCCAAUUGAGUCAGUUGCCAGAAGGUGAUUUGGAAAGCGCAUUCCCCGAUCCAUUCUAUGGAUAUAUGAGGAGAUUCUGAAACAACUAAUGGAACGAAACUCUUGGAAACUUCAUAGCGUAAUAGCCUCCUUGAGGCUUUGCCGCAGACCUCUCUCUACUAAUUGGGGCUUCUUCCUCACCUGGUCUUAGAUGAUCGGAGUCUCUGCCUCAAUGGAAAGGUGAAUCUUACUCAUUUGCUAAUAGCUCUUAAUAGAAUGACUGUAGUAAAGGAGGUUCGGGACGAACGAGUAGACUGAUUAGUAAGAGGUUGGUUCGGGUUAUUGUUGAUAUUCUCUUAAGAAACAAACAACUAUUCAUUUGAUAGAAGAACGACUCCCUCUAGUCAAUGACUUCAGAAAGAUCAUGCUACCUUCAUGGAACAGAUGAUCAAUCAAAGAAUAGGGGAUGGUUUCUGGGUUCAGAGUUGGAUCUUCUACACGGAACAACAACGGAAGCAACAGGCUUAUUGGUUGAAGCAAGGCAAUGUCAUAGGGGCGGUAGGGAGUCUUUUCGGGCACUAUUCAUAUAAAGAAGUUCUAUUUCUCUGAUGGCGCGCAGUAGCCUAUAGCUAUGGACUAUAGGAGUAAGGUUAGCCCUGGGUAAACUCUCUAAGAAGAGGACCAUCUGGACGAGAAGAGAAAGAGAUUGACAAGCAAAUAGCGAAACUACAAGCUGAGAAGAGUGGAAAUCAAACUGUUCGAAUUCUAUUCUAUAGUAGUAAUAUCAUAGUAAGACUGCCCCUUAUUAGAGAAGCUCGGUUUAUCAGUCGUCUUCCUAUUAUGAAAGAUUCUUCUUGCUUUUCCACUUGCUCUUCAACUGCGGCUGUUAUCUUUAGUGAAGGGUGGCCAGGGAAGAAGACAGAGAAUCAAUAGAUGAAUGUGCGCAAAGAAAAGACAAACAAGCAACAAGAUUCAUACUAUCAUACUCCUCAUACUCCAAGGAUUAUAACUACCAUACUCAAAAGAAAACAUACGCCCAUAGGUACAUAGGAAGAAAGAGACGAUGGUCUCCAAGGUUGUACUUCGCUUAGCUUAGUGUUUAAAGAGAAGUCUUAUUCCAUUUCCUGAAGGACAUGUCGUACCUAAGGCCGAUGCUCUUAGUAAGAAAAUAGAUUGUAAAUAUCAUGAUUUCACUUCCACAGAGAAAUGCUGUCCCAGAUGCAAGUUUGAUAGAGCUGCGGAGGAAACGUUUAGAUCUGAGGUGAAAACCGCAGAUAAAGGAAGUGGCCUAUAAUCAAUGUGGUCCAGAGACCAGUUCAACAGCAGAAGCUCGAACCAGCUUUGCAGCGCCUAACCUAUCCGACUGGAGAUGGUUAUGGGAGUGGACGUGGCGGAUUUCUCAUUCAUCGCUGCUACCUCUAUCUCAAGGGGAUUGUCCAGUUUCGGAGCUUUUAGAUGAAGAUGAAAAGUCUCAGUAGCUCUUCCUUCUUUCCUUGUCUUCUUUUCAAAGAUUGGGAACAUCAUUGACUAUCUUGUUUGAUUGAGAAAUGCUGGUUGGAGAGUCCGGUGGUGAGGCAUAAGCAGCAGAAAUGGCUGACGUAAAUUAGCUUCUGAAAGCUUAGUUGGACGCAGGGAGAGCAAUUAGGAGUGAAUUUCUCAGACUUGAGCCAUGCCUCUAUUUAUGUCUCCAGACGAAGGAAGUCACAACUUCAACAGCCUACUCGGGCUACAACGCAAGAAAAGGAAUCCGAGUCAUAGGGGUGGUUUCAUCCUCUCGCUGCUGCAAUCGGCUGUUUGAAGCACUAUUUCAUGAAUCACUUCCCAUCCCAGCAUCUCCCUAUCUAAUUAGGAUAUUGGCAACAUAUCCUGGAAUUGCUAGUCCCUCGAAGCCAUCUAAUGCUUUGUCUUCGACCUAUCUUGCUGGGUCGCUAGAUGGAGUUCUCUAUUCUUAGUCAAUUCUGCAGUUUCACUAAAGCAAGUGGAGUCAGUCAAGAGCUUGAAUCUGAAGUUACCGUUUACCGGAGAGGAUCCCGGUUAGUCACGGCUCGAGCAAGAAUUGACUGUCAUCCUCAUAGGUACUUCCCGAAUGACCGUUCUAUAAAUAGAGAUAUACCCCAUAUACAAGAAGAAAACAGAAAACCACUGGCCACCAGAGGGGAGCUUCACUUGGAAGGUGAACAAUGCGAGGUUAGCAGAAAAAGUAAGAACCUAAGCAGAUAUAAAGCGAGUGCGCUGCGCCCCCACAUUCAAGAAAGAACCGUGUACCGGACUUCCGAAGCUAUUCAUGAAAGGCUUCCAGAAAUUCUCUUCAUUCGAGCCAUGUCAACAACAGUUCCAAACCUUCGUCUUUCUUUUUACGAUGAAUCACUUUCUUUCUCUUAACAUUCUGGCUUCUGCUCUUCAUAAAGAAGAGGGGUUUACAGCUUUUGAUGAAGAAAUCUGCUCGACAGGAGGCUCAGCGUCAGAAAAAGAAAAGAUGAUCUUCCUUUUGAACCCACGCACGAGGAAUCAAUGUGGGAAGGGGACUUAGCUAAGUGGAGAUGAUUUCAGUCAUUUUGAUGCUAUAUGCGACUAAACUUUUCGAAAAAGAGAACCGGUCUAAAGGGUAAAAUUGGCUUGCCAGCUUUUCCAUAUAUAUCCGGCAUCACUUUCUUUGUUAUCCCCGCCCAUGAAUUCACCAGUCAACCUGUUGCUUCCUUACUAACAACUCAACUCUAGUUAAUCUGCUUGCGCUUGCCUUUUUCUUUCCGUUUUGAACUGCCAUGAAGAACCUUUCUGACUUAGAAGAAGGUGGUGAAUCACCAAAGUAGUCUAUCUAAUUCAUAUUGAUUAUCAAAGCGGGCAAACCACUUCUCUAUUUCUAUUUCAUUAGUUUGGCGAAGUGGUUAUUCCUUGCGCUUUUAUCGGACCUUGGGAUCGCAAAGAAAAGAAGUGCAUUCCGAUCCCUUUCAUUCAACCACCGCGUCUUUAUUGUUUCAACCUAAGUCAGACUUUUUCCGGUCGAAUAGGGGAACAGCUUGCUAGCUUUCGGCCCUUGGCUGCCAGCAGAGCGGAGAGGUUCAUCAUUCUUUUGCCCCAUAUCGGGGAUAGAUUGAGCCUCCGGAUAGUGGCUUGUGAGGCCCAAAAAGGGGUUUCAAGAUCUACUGGAUUGGCCAUUUUGGGUGGAUGGUACUAGCUUUGGGGUUAC
Molecule: messenger RNA, 8862 nt
Organism: Cornus florida
Lineage: Eukaryota; Viridiplantae; Streptophyta; Magnoliopsida; Cornales; Cornaceae
Product: small ribosomal subunit protein bS16c
Exons: 3
Coding region: 1802-2002 (66 amino acids)
Biological process (GO): mitochondrial translation
Cellular component (GO): ribosome; small ribosomal subunit
Molecular function (GO): structural constituent of ribosome
Source: RefSeq, a predicted model, not a curated record